Molecule: messenger RNA, 9678 nt
Organism: Thamnophis elegans (Western terrestrial garter snake)
Lineage: Eukaryota; Metazoa; Chordata; Lepidosauria; Squamata; Natricidae
Gene: APOLTP
Exons: 60
Biological process (GO): lipid transport
Molecular function (GO): lipid carrier activity
Source: RefSeq, a predicted model, not a curated record
UCAACUGGGCAUCAUCAAGACACUGCCUUAGAACCUUUCUUCAUUUUCACAGAUUUUAGCACACCAACAGUUCCCGUGGGAUCCAGGUUCAGCUAUAGCUACUCAACAUCUACCACUACGUUCCUUCAAGGAAGAGCCUACCAGAGAAGUGGCAUCACCCUAGAAAGUAAAGUUGUGGUCGAAGUAUUGGCAAAUUGUCAUCGAAUUUUAAAAUUGCAUGGAGUACAGAUCAAAACCAUCUUUGAAUCCGAGGUGAAAUUGAUGAAUGAAAACGACAGUUUAAGGGAAAUUUUGGAGCGAUACCCACUGUGGUUUUGUUUUCACGAUGGGAAAGUUCUGAAGAUCUUUCCCCAGAAGAAUGAGUCAACAUGGGCCCUAAACAUCAAACGGGGUAUCCUGAGCGGUCUCCAGACCUCGUCGUUGGGAGCCGCUGCCAACAACAGUGUGGAAGAGGUGGAUAUUUCAGGGAAAUGCCCCACUCAGUACCAAACGAAAGGUUCGGUCCUUCUGAAGAUGAAAGAUUUCAACUUGUGUUCUCACCGUUUUUCUGGAUUUACUUCUCUGAAAUCUGUGGCUCUUCCCAAUGCAUCGGAGCAGCUUCUGUCUUCCGAACUUGAAUGUGUCCAGAGAUUUGAGGAGAAAGGGAUCCUUGCAGAAAUCAAAUGUAUGGAGUCCCACCUUGUUACAUCUCCUGCGAGGAAGGGCAGUGGAGUAAAGAUGCAAACUCGGACAGACUUGAAGCUCUUCCGAACUGAAGCUCAUGAUAUACCCCAGGGAAAAGUACCCACUAGUGACAGCUAUGAAAGCAGCCUGCUGUAUGAAAAAGAGAAAACGGCACCAUUGUCCAAAGAGGAGGAAAUGAAAGAAGUAGCUAAAGCUCUUCAGAAGCUCUGCGUGAAACCUACCAUGGAUCCCGAGCCUACAGAUCCAUUCCUGAAUUUGGUGUUUGCACUUCGAAAGAUCUCCACUGAUGCCUUGAUGGACCUGUGGCAGAGUCCUUCUUCCAAAUGUCAAGAUAACUGCAUUGCAGCGGGGAUCUUGCAUCCGUCCCUUGCUGAGGUUCACUCGCCCGCAGAGAUGCUCCCAUACUAUACUAUUUCUUUCAGGAGGCCUCUGUUGGAUGCUCUUCCCUUUUGUGCAACUGAACCCUGUGUUCACCUGAUGAAAAAACUGAUUGUUUUGCAAGAAGUAGAAGAAGACCACAUUGGGCGUUUCCUGAGGUCCCUCGCCUUCAUCCCAGAGCCCACUGCAGGCAUGAUUGAUGCUUUAUCUCCUCUGCUGGAGUUACCCAAAGAACAGCAAAUAGCUUUCUUAGGGUUAACAUCUUUGCUGCAUAACUUCUGCUCCACAAGAACCAAUUGUGACCAAGUACCAGCAGUACUGAGGAUUAUGAAAAUGCUGGGAAGACGCUUAGGAAGGAAAUGUGCUGGGUCCAGAUCAGAGGGAACUGCUCAGAUGGAAUUGAUCUUACAUGCGAUUGGAAAUGCAGGGCUGGCGGCAACGUCUUUGACAACACUCUUGAGUUCCUGUGCAGUGCUGAAAACCAACCCUGCUGAAAUCCGGCUGGCAGCCAUUGAAGCUUUCCGGCGCAUCCCCUGUACAGCCAACCGUGCUGUAUUGCUCCGACUGUUUCAAACCUACGAUGAGAAUGUUGAGAUCAGAAUUGCUUCGUAUCUUAUGGCUAUGAAAUGUCCUAGCAAAGAUUUAUUUAAUCACAUUACAUGGACUUUGCAGGAAGAGAGAUCCAGCCAAGUGGGCUCUUUUGUCUGGAGUCAUCUUUCUGAGCUCUUAAGAACAGAAGACCCGCUAAAACAGCAUCUUAGGAACGCUCUUCCUGAAGAUAUCCUUCCCAAGGAAUUUGAUUGGGAAACGUGGAAAUUUUCUUCCUACACAGAUGUUACCUUCCACUCAGCGAUGGCCAGUGGAAAUGCCGAGGCCCAGGUCAUCUUCUCUCCUGCCUCUUUUAUCCCACGUUUGAUCCUGACCAAUUUCACAAUCCAUCUGCUGGGACGGGCUAUCAACCUUUUAGAGGUUGGAGUCAGAUUGGAGAAUAUGGAAGAUAUUGUCAGGACAUUUUUUAACUUUCAAGACACCAAAGGAAGGCAUGUUAAGACAGAAUCUCCCAUGCAGAUGGUGAACAAGAUUCCUCAAAAUAAGCCAUUGUCCAAGCAAUUCAAUUUGAAAAGUCACCUACCUAAAGGAAAUAAAACUGGACUGAGAACAGAAAGGAAUUGUCCACCUGGACAAUACUAUAAGAUUAAUGACUUCGUGAAAAAGUUCACCAAAAAAAUGGGGAAAAAGAAGAAGCCCAAAUGCAAAGUUAGUCUCAAAAUCUUUGGAAAUGAGCUGAUGAUUCUUGACUGUGGCGAUCUCAGAAGCCAAGCCAAGCAUUACUCUUUGAACCUGGCAGAGCUAACAAUGAAAGUUUUGAAGGGUCAAGAAGUCCAGUGGAAGAAAAGAUGGAGCCUAGCAACCGAAGAAGUGUUAUUUCCAACCAUCUCGGGGUUUCCUGUCUGCCUGGGAUUUAAUGCUUCAGGAGCUGUCAAUCUGACGGCCAGAGGAGACACAAACUUCAAGAAACACAACCAUUUUUUCAUCGAUGGCUACCUCAAGCCAAGCGUUGCCCUACAGAUUUCUGCCCAGAUGGGAAUUGUAGGAGUUCUGGGGGACGCUGGCUUGAAGUGGUCAACGGUCUUGAGAUCCUCAGCGAACCUUGACGGUGGAAUCCAGGUGAAAAAAGGGAAGGAAUUUAAAUUUGUUUGGAACACUCCUGAAGACCUUAUGGAAAUUGUUCAUUUCAGCUCUAAGCUCUACAUUACUGCAAGGGAGAAAACGAAAACCAAUGACCGCUUCCUGGGCCAAACUGAACUGUGCACCAGUGAGGAAGCCUCGAGGAUGUUUGGCUGGCAGCUCUGCUCAGAGGUUUUUCUCCCUGAUGACAAGACUGGCCCUUUCCUUCUUCCAUUCCCUGGACCCGUCAAACUUGCCAUUACGCUAAGGAAGCAGGACAGAAACCUACAGCAGUAUUUAAUAAAAGCAGCAUACAAUUACGUGGCUCAGAAAGGUUCUUGGAUCCCAAAUGAAGCCGGGCUCCAUUUCUUUAUGGGGAGUCCAGAAUCGGAGCUGAAGAGAAAUGUGGCUUUUGACUUCCACUGGAACAUCCCUCAGAAAAAAAUCAGAAUUGAAUUCAUCGAGCCGAAGACAAAAAUGCUACUGAAUGGCAAAAUUGAAAUCUCAAAAUACUCUCGCGUUGGGCGUUUGGAACUGAUCGUCAAUGAUAACACUAUUUACUACAUCAAGGGCAGGACCGAUUUGCCAUCCGUGGCAGGAGAGCAGAGAUAUGCAAUCCGUCUGGAGGCCAAAUUGCUAAGACAUGGAAGUCCUGUUGUCCUUACAGGAAACCUCACAAGACUGGCCAGCCAGAAAGUGGCAUUUUCAGUAUCCUUGAUUAACCUGCUGAAGGAUGCUGCGUCCUUUGCAGUGUGUUUCGAGAAAAAGGCAGAUAAUGAGCUAAAGCAUUAUUCCCUGGAAGCAGAAACCCACAUUCCCGGCGUUUUUGGAUCUCACGUCAUUUUUCUUCUGCAAAAAUGGGGACAAGUUUGGUCCAACAUCCUGAGAAUUAAAUAUGGGUUGUUUGGAGAUGCCAAGAAGCUUCAGCAUGAAUGCAACAUGGCCCAGAAGUUAAAACAGGAGAACAGCUGGCCAGAGGUUUACAGAUUGGAUCUAGAGCACAAAUUUCACUGUACUCAGAGUCUAACUUACAAUCACAAGGUCUCUUUGUACCAUGAAGAUACUGCAACCCAGCUGCACUCCCGCUUGGAGGCUAACUACGGGAAACACUGGGAUGAAGUCAACAAUAUGAGGAAGGUGAUCAUCAGCCAGACGUUCAAAAAUCAUUCACAGGCCACUCUGAGGAGCUACUUCAUGGAGUUUGUGAUCCAAGUGCCUGAAAAAAAUCUGGAUUACAGGACCCGGCUGCAGCAUUCCAGUUCUUCCCACCCUUCUCUACAAAGCAGCACCAGUUUCAAGGUGAAUUAUAACAACCGCAUCCUUUUCAUAGCCGAUCUGCAGUGGAAAAAUGUUUCGGGCCGUUUGCUGAAGAAGUGGGAAGGUACAUUCAACAUGGAUACACCCUGGCUGUAUCUGUAUGCCACCCACAAGUUCCACCAAUUCCAGUGUUCGGCUUUCUUCACCGCUGUUGAAUUAACCGCCAGUAAAGCGUUUGUUGUCAAGGGUUUAACCGUGGAGCUCUAUUGUAAAGACGAUGACAUGCAGAAGGAAGGCAGAAUUGAGAUCCGCACAUCGACCACUACCUAUCUGAGAGCAUCCACAAUCAAUCGUGCCAUGAAAGGAUUCCUGCACAGCCAGACUGAAAUAAUGUCAUUGUGGAGCCAACUGAUAAAGUGUGAAGUUCUCCUGGAAAACAAUGAGCACGCCAAAUCUCUUCGUGUUAGACUGACCUCUGCAAAGAAGGAAUUUAAUCUGACGGCAUCUUAUUGCCAUUUGGAAGUGCCUAGGAAAUCAAACAUUUCUACAUCCGUUGUGUGGACGGACCACAAAAACCCACCCCUGGUCCUACGGUUCGGGGCACAGCUAGAAGAAGUGAAGAAAGAAAAUAUGCUUUAUCAGAAACGUGGGACUCUCCUGUUCAGGCAUCCGCUAAGUCUCCCCAUUCCACAAAGCCUUCUUCUCCAGGAAACAUUCACGGUGAACAAGAAGGAGAAGCACUACUCUUUGGAAACCAGACUGGUGAUUGACGAGCGGGAAGUCUCCAUUCUAACGCUCACCUUGGGCUAUCCGGCUAAACAUCCAUAUAUAUGCGCAAGAUUGACUCAUCCGUAUAACCAUGGCAUUUUUCCUCAAAAUACGGAAACAUGCAUCAUGAUGAGAAAUCUCACCCAGUCAGGAAUGGCUAAUCAAGAGCUGGAAGUGAAACUGAAAAUCAGUUACAAAGAAGUACUAAGCUUCCUGGGAAAAUACCAAAAUAAAUCUAGCAUGGGCCAAUCCCGCCAUCUGAUACAGCUGGAUAUCACCCAUUCACUCCAGGUAAUCCAACAGUUCAACACUUGGCUUAAUGGACCAGUCUCUGGAUUUGAACUCUACCCUCAAUUUCUUCAACAGAAUUGGUCACAUUUUCCACAAACUAUUCAGGCCCAGGCCAGCCUAAAUUGUCACGGUCAAAAUGGUCUCAAUGGGUCAUUUGACCUCCACACCGAUACACGGACUCUAAUGUUCCUGGAGGCCAAUUUUGACAACGCGGUGAAAAGAAACACCCGAGCUUUUCGUGUGAGUGCUGCCCUAAAGCAGGACAUUCUAGAUCCGUUUAAAUAUGUGGAGCUGCAGUUCCUGAGUAAGGAGAUGCCAUCAAGGCUGCUGUUGACAUCAUCAGUAAAAUUGAAUCAGCAUUCCUUCCAGGUGGGCAUUUCAGGAUCCAAGGAGCAGAAAGCCCGUGUGGUGAACCUCCAUGGCCAUGUGUGGCACAACCUUGAAAGCGUACGGCUCAUCAUACCUCAAGCUCUUUCCCUGAAUAGCUCCCUGAAGCAUCGAAACAAUAUGAAUGAAGGCCUUGUCGUCGUUGCAGUGAACCAAUCCGUUUUUUCAAUUCAUGCCCGGAGCAAAUGUCUAUGUGGGAAUGAAAGCGUCUAUAGCAUGAUGGUGGCCAUGACCCAGGAUGGUGGUGGUAUCUUCUCAGCUCAGGGGAAACUGAAAGGCUCCCUGGAUUUGAAACGAAGCAUCCAAAGGGAUGAAGCCCGUGUUCUGAAAGGCGUGAGAGCUCCCUGUGUUGACCUGGCAAACAUUUUCCUUCAGAGUGAGGUCGGAUUCACAGCCACCUUCACACACAACAUCAGCAACUUCCAUGCAAUAGGACUUCCCAAGGAAAGUAGCACCAAGGCCAUGUAUGGUCACAACAGUACUUACCAGAGACUAACUGUGGAUCUUCAAGGGGGCAACCAGAAGAUUAGUGUCAUAUUUGGAGUUGAGAAGUUGCAUCCAGAGGCCCUUCAAAGCCAGUUGGCAAAUCAAUCUUUAGAGGCAUCACUAAGAACAUUGCUCCAUGGACCAGAUGUGGCCAACAACUCGGGGCCCAGUGUAAUAAGGGAAAUCUUUUCGAAUAGCAGUUUUGCUCCACUGUGUAACCACACAGCAUGCAACCUGGAAAUCGGCUUCAGUCAUGCUUGGCCUUAUCUUACGUCUCUGGGCCUCGCCCAAGAGAAUAGGGUGAAAAUGGCCAUCACAGGAGGGAACCCGCACAGCGUCCUUCUAGAAAUCACCCUGGGAAAUGGCCAGUGGAUGGGCCAUGGGGCACUGAGUGCUGAGGCUGGAGGGACAGCUGCUGAAUGGAGGGUGAUUUUUCUGAACAAAUCUGACUCUUUGGAGGAUCGCGGCUUCCCAAAUCAUGCACAAUUAAAUGGAUCCCUUCUGAAGGACGAUGGUCAGCUGGAAUUCUUUAACAGCCUCCAACUGGAAGACCAAGGGGCCUCCUUUUCAGUAAGCGCCAAGAGCCAGCCAAAGUUUAUUUUAGAAGUGGAGCUGAGACACGGGCUUUCAUUCUUCAACAGGAUCCCCAAUGAAAAUAAGCUGAUUGUCCAUUGUGGGAAACAAAUCAAGCGUGCCCUCAACUUCGAACUGAAAUCUGGCCUCUGCCAACUUCAAGCCAACUUGGAGAUGGAUGCAGGAAACCGAUCCCGAUGGCAAGCGGUGAUGGAGAACUCUUGCAACAUGAUACAGGAACUUGGAAUCCCAACAAAAAUGAAUGGAUCAGGACACCUUUUAAAGGAUAAGAUCAACCUUGAUUCUCAAGUGGUGCUUGCUGUUGGUGAAAACACCGUCUCUGCUUUCCUCCUUUUAAAAGGCACGGCUACGAGACGAGAAUUCCACGCACUCCUGGACCAACGCAUCAAAGGGGCCAUGAACUCUGGCAUUCCUGCAAGGACAGAAGUGGAUUUAAUUUCAGAAAAAAGCAGUGCCUUUUGUGAAAGGCUGCUUCAGUUCAAGGUGGACAGCCAGCAGGUUUUGGUGUCUUCUUCGCUCAAGCGUGGGAGAGCACAGGUUGCUUAUUCUGCCACUGUCGCACAGCCUUUUAACUUCGCGAUGAAACACGUGGAGGUCAGCUCCCUGACCCAGAGCCACAAAGGAGCGUAUGCACAACAGAUGCAGCUUGCUUGGAACCACGGCCAGCCAGCCUGGAUGAACUUCACUUUUGGAGACAAGUCCAGGGUGAGAAACACGUGCUGGGAUGCUUGUAUCACAACUUCUUCUGGACAGCUUAGAAACAUCCUAACCAUUGCAAGUCUUCGGGCCUGUGGAUCCCUUAAGCAGACCGCAGCUAUGUUGAAUCAGCACCUGGAUCUGACAUGGGACAACAAGACCAUCGUACAACAUCUGACCUACGAGAAAAAUCGAGUGCUGCAUCGGGAUAAAAUGCUGGUGGAAGCUACCUUGAAAAAUAUCUGGAACUCAUGUCCCCAUCAGCAUAUUCUGGGAGAAGUUGAAACGGAUUAUGCAGCCUGGCUGGAUUACAGCAUGAGACUCUGGAUGUGUGACCUCCCAAAUGAAACGGCUCUUUCUGGCAAACUCCAGCUAAACCAGAGGGACACCCUCUUACGAUCCGAAGGGAAAAUCCGCCUUGGAGACAACGAAGGGACGAUUGCGGUGGCUUUACGGAACAACAGCAUGCCAGAAAGGAGGAACUAUUCGGCGGAAUUUUCCCUGAAAGGACCUGAAGCGACUUGGAUAGAUGUGAAGGCCUGUGUGAUCUCUUCAGCUGAUCAAAGCCAAGUCCUUGUCGAGGGAAAGAUGGAUCAUCCAGAUGAGAAAGUGAAAAUAGCAGCCAUCAGAGGAAAAGAGUGUCUUCGGUAUUACAUGGGAUACUUGAAAGGAAAUUCUGAGGACACACUAGAAUUUGCCGCUUGCCUGAAGGGUCAAAAGCAUGCUGCACUCAACGCCCGCCUGGUCGUAAACAGAUAUGAGGAAAUGGGACAUCUCACCAUAGAAGCCUCUAACCAAAGCCUGACUCUGAAGGCCCACGGCUGUUGGGAUCUCGUCAUGAAGACUGAGUCAAAACUGGGUGAGAUUGCAUCUGAUCUCCAGCGCAGACUGGUGGAAAAAAUAAAACAAAUGGAGGAACAUAUUCAGGAUUUCAGAAAAUCGAUCCAGCACAUUGGAUUUCUAUAUGAUGCUGUCGGCUGGUUUUUAGAAGCCUCCCAAGAGAUGGCAAGAGUCCUCCAGGGUGGGACGAGCAACGCUGCCCAGGUGUGGGAGCAGAGUGGAUUUAAGCGACUCCUACGGGAUCACCUCCCCAUGUACCUGGGGAAGCUUCAAAGCAUCCUACAACAAGUCCAGCUGGAGCUGCAAAAGCCACUAACCACCCUAAAAGAUGCUUACUAUGAUGUGACUUUGAAACCUUUGGAUGAAGUUUGGCAACAGAAGACCGAUGCGUAUCUGAAGAAUCUUCAGGCACUGGUGCCCACAGUUGUGAAAGACGUAUGUCUGAUGAAGCCCAUCCAGGUUGCGUUGAGAUUUCUGAAAACUGGCUUUGAUAUGGCAACACAACAGAUGCUAAACUGGGCAGAAGCCAAAUUAUCCCGACUGUCGAGCAGACUCCAAAAAUCUAUAUCGAAUCUGUACAGAUUUUCAUCCAGGAACUGUUCCGUGGCAUUGAGUUGGCCUGCCCUGCCCCAAGGAGAGGCCACGCUAGACCUGAUCAACCUUACAAACCGCAUCAUUGAAGAGAAAGUCAUGAAGCCCCUUCGAGGCCUCUAUCACAUCAAUCCGGCUGCGGAAUAUUACAAAUUCAAGCGAGCCAUCAUGGAGAGCCCUUUCGAACAUCAAGCCUUGUUGAUGGGCACCAAGCACCUAUGGACAUUUGAUGGGAAAAUGUACAGCUUGACCUCCAACUGCAGUUUGCUGCUGGCCAAAGAUUUUUCCCAGAAUGCCUUUACUGUCAUCCUAAACCAGAGCAGUAGUGCGGACAGGUCUCUCUACCUCAACAUGAAGAGAAGAGCUGUCGUCAUUUAUCCCGAACAGAAGAUCUACAAGGAAUACAACACUUCGCUGUUGAAGGACUGCGGAAGUUUUGACGUCCCUCUCCAAGGAAAUGGUACCAUCAUCCAGUUGGACACAAACCAUGUUGAAAUGUCUGCAGCUGAUGGAGCCUUGGUUUUUUGUGACCUGCGUUACGAUUUCUGCACUUUUACCUUGGAUGGAUGGCAUCAUGGUGUGUCUGCUGGUCUUUUUGGUACCAACGAUAAUGAAGCUGGCAACGAAUGGAUGCUUCCUGACCACUCCCUGGCUAAGAGCUUGUCAGAAUUCAUACAAGCAUGGCAGGUGGAGGACGGCCGUUGCAGUGAAGUCAAGAGAGAUGACAAAUCUUGCGUCAAUGUGCAGAGCGCUGAAAUCUGCCAGACGUUUUUCCAAGAUUCCGCUUCACCUUUCGGGAAUUGUUUUGGAGUGGUGAAUCCUGAACCGUUCUAUCACUGGUGCAAAAGUGAUCUGUGUGAACUACAAAGCGUGAAAGCCGCCUGUAACUUAGCUGCAGCCUUCAGGCAUCUCUGCAACCGGAAUUUCGUCCCGAUAGAGAUGCCCCUUCAGUGUGUCAUUGCAAGCUUACAACUGUUUGUGGAGCAACUGUUUGAAGUUACUUUGACCCUGAAAAUAGUGACUUACAAUCACUUCUGA